AUGCCAACUGAGGAUACCUCAUCUGGAACACCGGAAUGGAUUGAAGAGACACGACUCGAAGGUCAUUCGGACUGGGUUCGGGAUGUGGCCUGGGCACCCAGUUUGAAUGUGGCCCGUCAACUGAUCGCUUCCUGUGGUCAGGACGGUCGUGUCAUUGUUUGGCAAUCAGUAUCAAACGCCGAGGCCAGUGGAACUCUGACGAGUAACGCACCGAACAUGCCUGUUGUUUCAUUGGGUACAACCCAUGGACAAACAGCCACGACGACACCGGGCAUUGGGGCAGCUGGUGCCCAACCCACUACCUCUAAUCUGGACCCGAAAGACUAUGUGCACUGUCCGGGUGCCACAAAUUGGCGUCCGAUCGUACUGGGCACUUAUCCCGAUGUGGUCUGGCAUGUGUCUUGGUCCGUGACGGGUAACAUUUUGGCUGUGUCUGGUGGUGAUAACAAGGUUACCUUAUGGAAAGAGACUCUCGAGGGUGGAUGGAUAGCACUGAGCGAAGUCAAUCGGUCUCACGAUCCAACCAGUGUCGUGGGUGCGGACGAGCAUAGUCAGGCGUCAAAUUUAUCCAUGGCUGCAGUGCCCUCGGGUUGA
This is a messenger RNA of Echinostoma caproni, 594 nucleotides long. The record is from the annotation of a GenBank genome assembly. Lineage: Eukaryota; Metazoa; Platyhelminthes; Trematoda; Plagiorchiida; Echinostomatidae.